GAUUAAGUAUGGCAGGUAUUCGUUUCUUUUCGACAUCGAGCAAGCUUCUAAGAGGCCAGAACUUGACCGAGAAGAUUGUUCAGAAGUAUGCGGUUGGAUUAGCACCCGGUAAGCAAGUUUUCAGUGGAGACUAUGUUACUAUUAAACCGGCCCACUGUAUGUCUCACGAUAACUCGUGGCCUGUUGCCACCAAGUUCAUGGGGCUAGGUGCCACCAAGGUUAAGGACAACCGUCAAAUUGUGUGUACAUUGGACCAUGACGUGCAAAAUAAAUCCGAAUCGAAUUUGAAAAAAUAUACUAAUAUUGAAAAUUAUGCAAAAGAACAAGGGAUUGACUUCUACCCGGCUGGAAGAGGGAUCGGCCACCAGAUCAUGAUCGAGGAAGGGUAUGCCUUCCCGCUCAACUUGACUGUUGCGUCAGAUUCUCAUUCCAAUACUUAUGGGGGUGUUGGUGCUUUGGGGACUCCCAUUGUGAGAACCGAUGCUGCUUCAAUUUGGGCCACUGGACAAACCUGGUGGCAAAUCCCACCGGUUGCCAAAGUUGAGUUGGUGGGAGAAUUGCAGCCGGGGGUUACUGGUAAAGAUAUCAUUGUUGCUUUAUGUGGUAUUUUCAAUAAUGAUGAAGUUUUAAAUCAUGCAAUUGAAUUCACUGGUGAAGGAUUAUCUAAGUUAUCUAUUGAUUACAGAUUAACCAUUGCGAAUAUGACUACUGAAUGGGGGGCCUUAUCUGGGUUAUUCCCCGUUGACGAUGUAUUAAUCAAUUUUUAUAAAGAUCGCAUAACCAAAUUGCCUCAACCUCAUCCAAGAGUCAAUGAAGAAAGCGUAUCGAGAUUAAUCGAAAAUAAAUUAGUCAGCGACUCGGAUUCUGUUUACGCAAAACAUUUGGUGGUUGAUUUAUCUUCGUUAUCACCAUAUAUUUCUGGUCCUAAUUCCGUUAAAAUUUCAAAUUCAUUAUACGACUUAUCAAAUCAAAACAUUAAAAUUAAUAAAGCUUACUUGGUUUCUUGUACUAACUCAAGAUUGAGUGAUAUUAAAGCUGCUGCUGAUAUUAUCAAAAAUAAUAAAGUUCAUCCUGAUGUUGAAUUUUACGUGGCAGCUGCUUCUUCCAAUGUUCAAAAAGACGCUGAAGCAAUUGGUGCUUGGCAAGAUAUCAUCGACGCCGGUGCCAUUCCAUUACCUGCUGGUUGUGGUCCAUGUAUUGGUUUGGGUACUGGUUUAUUAAAAGAUGGUGAAGUUGGUAUUAGUGCCACUAACCGUAAUUUCAAAGGUAGAAUGGGUUCAAAAGAUGCUUUGGCAUAUUUGGCCUCUCCUGAAGUGGUUGCCUCUUCUGCAGUCUUGGGUAAAAUCGGUGGACCAGAAGAGAUUGGCGGCAAAUCAGUCGCCAAAAACCCCGAAAUUGUUAAAUCCAUCACUGUUCCAACCAAUGAAUCUGAACCAGUUAAGGAAGAAGCAUCAGCUGGUGGAGUUGAAGUUUUGGAUGAUUUCCCUAAAUCGAUCGAAGGUGAAUUAAUCUUGUGUGACGCUGAUAAUAUCAAUACUGAUGGUAUUUAUCCAGGUAAAUAUACUUAUCAAGAUGAUAUUCCUCGUUCUAAAAUGGCUGAAGUUUGUAUGGAAAAUUAUGAUUCUGAAUUUUAUUCAAAAACCAAACCUGGUGAUAUUAUUAUAUCUGGUUAUAAUUUUGGUACUGGUUCUUCAAGAGAACAAGCAGCAACUGCUAUUUUAGCAAGAGGAAUGAAAUUAGUUGUUAGUGGUUCAUUUGGUAAUAUUUUCUUCAGAAAUUCAAUUAAUAAUGCUUUAUUGACUUUAGAAAUUCCAUCAUUAAUUAAUAAAUUAAGAGAAAAAUAUCAAGAUUCAAAUGAAUUAACCAUUAGAACUGGUUGGUUUUUAAAAUGGGAUGUUACUAAAGCUCAAGUUUAUGUUGUUGAUAGUGAAGGUAACUUAAUUUUACAACAAAAAGUUGGUGAAUUAGGUACUAACUUACAAGAUAUCAUUGUUAAAGGUGGUUUAGAAGGAUGGGUUAAAUCUGAAUUACAAAAUCAAUCCUAA
This is a messenger RNA of Hyphopichia burtonii NRRL Y-1933, 2045 nucleotides long. RefSeq names its product homoaconitate hydratase (gene LYS4). Gene Ontology annotation, biological process: L-lysine biosynthetic process. The record is from RefSeq and is a predicted model, not a curated record. The coding region runs from base 9 to 2045 and encodes 678 amino acids. The transcript has a single exon. Gene Ontology annotation, molecular function: 4 iron, 4 sulfur cluster binding; homoaconitate hydratase activity. NCBI's taxonomy places the organism in Eukaryota, Fungi, Ascomycota, Pichiomycetes, Serinales, Debaryomycetaceae.